AUACCUCACUCAAUUGCGUUCUAAAAUCAAGAUGACUCCAUUGUUUCUUAUUUGCUACAUCAUCUACACAACUUUCACUACCAUCAUAUUGUCUCUCUUCCUCGGCUUCCGCCUCCUCCUCCACCGCCUUUUCCGUUCGAGCACAACCAAAGGGGAUGUCGGAAAUGUCAUCGCACUAUACGAAGGCACUCUCCAUCACGAGCGUCGCAACCCGGUCCACAACUCCUUCUGGUUCACUAUACGCUUCGCUCUCAUUGACCUUGACCGUGCACCCUACGCCCCGCCCACCUACCUCUCUGCUGACGAAGCUCGCCGAGCUGCCAAGACUAAUGGACCUGUAUAUCUCCUGACAACACUUCCAAGUUUGGGAUAUCGAAGCACUCCAGUGAGCUAUUACUACUGCUAUGACAUCGAAGACUCCAAGAAAAUUUUCAAGAAAUGCAUAAUUGAGGGAACUAAUACACCAUGGGGAGAAAGUAUAACAUUUGUGUUCAAUCCAAGCUCCGAUUCGGUCCCAAAAUGUCAAUAUAUAACCGGUUUCUCGGAUAUGCUUGGAUAUUGGAGGCUCAAAGUGAAUGAACCAGGAGAAGAUUUGUAUGCUUAUAUUUCAAUUGAACAUCCAAAAUUUGGCAAUAAUUAUUUUAUAGCGACUUUGAAAGCCAAGAAAGUUGAGAUCUCUUCUACAACGCCAGAUGAUCUUGAAGCAUUCUUUUGGUUGCAGCCUCAUAUGGGUUCAAUUCUUUCCUAUUGGAUUGCGCUCAAGCUUUGGUGGAAAAACGUUCAUUUCUAUGAACAUCCAAAAAAAGAGAACGCAAACUACAGGGAAGACUGUUUUAAACAAAAUGUUCAACUAUGCCCUGCAUUUGGAGGAAAAAACGCAGCCAACGACGUCGUUUCAAGCAAAGAAGCGGUAGAUCGUUGCUUCAUGUGGAAAGAAGCUCCAUGGCCAUGGUCAUGCCUAAUUGCUCCAAGGUCAUCAUUCUAAGAUAGAAAAUGUUGUUGCUUAGAUGAAAAUAAUAUGCUACAGUCAAUAUUGGGGUCUCAUAAAAAUAAAAAUCUCUCUGAAUGCAUUGUCCCAUA
Messenger RNA from Salvia hispanica, 1080 nucleotides. RefSeq lists its product as uncharacterized. The record is from RefSeq and is a predicted model, not a curated record. Lineage: Eukaryota; Viridiplantae; Streptophyta; Magnoliopsida; Lamiales; Lamiaceae.